Acanthoscelides obtectus is the source of this 876-nucleotide messenger RNA. Lineage: Eukaryota; Metazoa; Arthropoda; Insecta; Coleoptera; Chrysomelidae. The record is from the annotation of a GenBank genome assembly.
AUGCCCCAUAAAUACAUCCGUAAACAAAGCACACCAGAAAGGGGUUCUUGUUCCCCUAGAGCUUUUAGUGAUGCAGUAGAUGCUGUGAAGAAUGGCGAUAUGGGCAUCAAUGAAGCCGCCAAAGCAUUUGGGAUACCAAAAACAACUUUCAAGCGUCGGUUAAAAGCAAACAACACUGAUAAGAAUGAUCGAUCGGGCCCGGAUUGUUCUUUGGGCUCGAAUGCUGAACUUAAAAUUGUUAAUCACAUCAAGAAACUGCAAAAGGCAGGCUUUGCACCCACCAGAACUGAAGUAAAAAUCAUGGCGUUUAAUUUAGCUCAGCGAAUGGGGAUCCCAAAUAAAUUUAAUCAAAAAGAAGGUAAAGCUGGCCAAAAAUGGUUAGAACUAUUUUUAAAGCGAAGACCUGAAAUUUCAAUCAGGAAAUCGGAAAACACCUCAAUUGCGCGAGCUUUGGAAAUGUCCAGAGAAACCGUUGGUAAUUACUUUUCUGAUCUCGAGAGAAUUAUGACUGAACAUAACUUUUAUGAUAAACCCGGGCAUAUAUUUAAUACAGACGAAACAGGAUUACAGCUGAAUACCAGAGCUGGCCAGGUACUAGCCGAAAAAGGCUCAAAAUGCGUUCCUAGUGUAAGCCCUGGGGAAAAAGGCGAAACAAUCAGCGUUAUAGCAUGUUGUAGUGCAGAAGGGAUUUUCUUGCCCCCGUAUUGUAUUUUCAAAGGAAAAAAUGGAAAAGGGGACUGGUUAGAAGGUAUGCGACCGGGUUCUAAGAUUAGAAUGUCAGAAAAAUCAGCUUACGUUAACAGCGACAUUUUUUUAGAGUGGUUACGAACCCAUUUUCUACCAAGAAAGCCCCCUGGUAAAACUUUAUUGAUAUAA